CCGUGGUGCGGGGCUUGUCCUCGCCCGGCGCGGGGCUGCGCCUUCCUCUCCCCUGCCCGCGCCGGGGGAAUUGCGGGUGACACGUGUGCGGCUCCAGCGAGCCCUUUAGUGCUCCGGAGCUGCCGCUUUUUAUACUGAAAGCGAUUUCCGAGUUUACUCGGGCUUCUGAUUUCUGGGGCGGUUCGUAGGAUUCCCUGACCGCCCCGGUCGCAGCGCAGGUCCUGCAUCUAAGCCUCUCUGAGCUCCUUCCAGACUCUCCUAAGCCAGAUCCCUGCCUCUUUGAGGAAGAAACUGAGGUGAGAAAGAAGUGACUGAAAAAGAACAAUUUGAAGGAAGAGAUUCAUUUCAUAACAAGAUCAAGCUUGAAUUAAAUGGCUGAUAAACAGAUCAGUUUACCUGCCAAGCUGAUCAAUGGAGGGAUAGCUGGGCUGAUCGGGGUCACGUGUGUAUUUCCUAUUGACCUGGCAAAAACUCGCCUGCAGAACCAGCAGAAUGGUCAACGGAUGUACACCAGCCUGUCUGACUGCCUCAUUAAAACAAUUCGGUCGGAAGGCUACUUUGGCAUGUACAGAGGGGCCGCAGUGAACUUGACUCUAGUGACACCAGAAAAGGCUAUCAAAUUGGCAGCCAAUGACUUCUUCCGGCAUCACCUCUCCAAAGACGGGAAAAAGCUGACGCUGCUGAGGGAGAUGCUGGCGGGCUGUGGCGCGGGUACCUGCCAGGUGAUCGUCACCACUCCCAUGGAGAUGCUCAAAAUCCAGCUGCAGGACGCAGGACGCAUUGCGGCACAGAAGAAGCUGAUGGCGGCACAGGCCCACAUCUCCUCCUCCCCCGCGGCGGCGGCGGCCGAGCCAGCGGUGGAAAGUCGCCCCACGGCCACCCAGAUAACCAGGGAGCUGCUGCGGAGCAAAGGCAUCGCCGGACUCUACAAGGGCCUGGGAGCCACGCUGCUAAGGGAUGUCCCAUUCUCCAUUGUUUACUUCCCGCUGUUUGCAAACCUGAACAAGCUGGGCCAGAAGGACCCCAAUGUCAAGGCUCCGUUCUACGUGUCCUUCCUCUCUGGAUGUGUGGCCGGCAGUACGGCUGCAGUGGCCGUCAAUCCUUGUGAUGUGAUCAAAACACGGCUGCAGUCCUUGCAGAGAGGAGUGAAUGAGGACACCUACUCGGGGAUCCUGGACUGCACCAAGAAGAUCUGGCAGAGGGAAGGGCCCACGGCCUUCUUCAAAGGGGCCUACUGCCGAGCCCUGGUCAUUGCCCCUCUCUUCGGCAUCGCGCAAGUCGUCUACUUCGUCGGCAUCGCGGAGUUCCUGCUGGACAUGCUCCCCAAGCACCGGGCCUAGCCCCGGCGUGGCUGCGUGUGCCCUCCCGCCCUCCGCAGCGCUGGAUUCAUCCCCGUGUUCGCCAUCCGUGUCGGUCGAUGUCAGAGCAACAGCACAAAGGGUUCGGCGGGGACGCGAAGGGACCUGGUGCCCAGAUGGGCACACGGGGGGAGGGAGGGAGCCCCUUCUCCGCUGCCGUCUGGAACCCGCCCCCUCCCGCUCCUUCCACGGACAAUACUUAAUUAUGCAUCUCCCUCUCUUUUUAAUUGCCCGUUUUUUGGUUUUAAAUUGUCAUUCUUAAGGACAUUGGUAAGCACAGUCUGGGCUUGCAGACCCAGAAGUCUCCUCUCAGUCUUGGGGAGGAGGAGGAAUGGGAAAGAAAUAAUUUCAACCCUCAUCCACCUCGGUUUCUCUUUCUUUCUGGAGCUGCCAGCUGUCCGAGGAGGAGCUGGAGGGGCAGCUGUGUCCCCCCUCAGCACCUCCUUGGUCUGCUGACCUCGGGUCAAGAGUGCAUGCUGCACAACGGGGGCUUAUCUCAUUGCUGCUGGAGGCACGGGUGGGGGAAUGCUGGGUCUGGCAAGUUCCUUGGCCUGGAAACCUUCAGUCCUCCCUUUUCCCUUUUUAAAAACUAGAUGGACUUCAAUGAAUUCUGAUUGUUCCUAUUGAUUUUGUAAUUAUUUUUGUUUUAAAGCAAAGGGAUGUCCCUCCUAACUAGGUGUCACAGGCACAUCUUGGUGAGGUGCAGAGAUAAGGUAUCUGCUCUGUAGGGAACAUGUGUGUGGGAUCACAUGAAUGUCCAAAGCUGCUUCCCUGCUUGGGUACAGGCGUGGAAGGGAGAGGAACUUGGGAUCAAGUUAUUUUUGUUUUGGGGUGUUUUUUGUUGGUUUUUUUGUGUCUUUUGGGGAGGUGGGGGGUGGGUUUUUGUUGUUAUGUUUUUGGGUUUUUUUCCUUAUUUCUUUCCUUUGUUCGUUUUUAUGGGGGGGUUGUUUUUGUUUUGUUUUUGUUUUGUUGUUUUGUUUUGUGGGGAUUUUCUUUAGUUCUAUUUUGGUUCUUUCUUUUGUUUGGGUUUUUUGUUUUUUUUUUUUUUAAUUCAAGGAGGGAAUUGUGGGGAGGGAAAACCAAACAAGAAGCCACUUAACAUUCCUUCAGCCUGCCCACCCCGGGGUGAUAAAGCUGUGGCUGCAGGUGUAGAUCAGCUGAUCUGAUUUUUUCCCAGCCUGACCCCAGGAAGGAAGCCCUGGCUCCAGUUCUGGUGCUGCCCAAACUCAUGGAGCCACAGUAGAAAUGCUGCCCCUGUGGGCCCACCCUGCCAGUGAGAACACAAGGUCUGGUUGUGUUCUGAUGUUUGCCUUGGGUGUGACUGGAGCCAGCGGGUGUGGAAGAGGCAGAGGAUUUGCAUUCUCUGAGCAAGGAGCUGUUUGUGUGUCCAUCACUUGAGGGGGUGAGUCCCCUGCAUCACAAGAACAUCCUGUUUGCUCCUGGGGUGCGGAUCUGUGGCAGGGGCAAAUCCACACCUACAGCCUGCUCUGUCAAAGGGACACUGCCCCAGCUGAUAUCACUUGUCAGAGGAAUUCCUCAUUCAGUACUCUCUUGGGCUGUGUAAUUAAUUCUAGUUAAAAUGAUCUUGAGUGUGAGAUCUCCCAACCCAGUGUGAUCUUCUCCGUUAUUUAUUCCAUAUGAUGCGAUCCACCCAACUUUGGUGUUGAAAUUAAACUGGUUGAAUUCACUUUUCAUUCCUUUUUUUUGCUUUAUUCUCCAGGCGCCUGCUUGGUGUUUGUGUUUUGAAUGUGUAUUUAAAUUAACUUUAAAAAUAUCCUUGUUUAUAACGUUUAAAAGAAAACGGCCUCUGUUUCACCAUUCUUUGGUUAGGUUUUCGUGAAACCUGUAUGUUGAGGGCCUUCUUCCUUGAUGAAUCCUUUUUCUCUUUGAAAAAACUGUUCUGUGGCUGAUUUGUUACUUGUCACUUUGCAUAUGUGAAUAAUUUUUGGGUUUUUUUCUUUAUUCUUAAUGAUUUCUCCGUGUAUCUGGGAAGGAAUCUGUGCAAAGGCAAUGAUAGAUGUCUGUGCUGUGUGUUGUGCUGCGAUGCUGCUCUUGCUCUGGAUUUCCCUUGGGUGGAUUAAAAGAAAAAGGUUUAUUUUAUUUUUUUCUUUAAGAUGCCCCAUUCCUU
Molecule: messenger RNA, 3486 nt
Organism: Hirundo rustica (Barn swallow)
Lineage: Eukaryota; Metazoa; Chordata; Aves; Passeriformes; Hirundinidae
Gene: SLC25A22
Product: solute carrier family 25 member 22
Exons: 10
Coding region: 372-1340 (322 amino acids)
Biological process (GO): aspartate transmembrane transport; malate-aspartate shuttle; L-glutamate transmembrane transport
Molecular function (GO): L-glutamate transmembrane transporter activity; L-aspartate transmembrane transporter activity
Source: RefSeq, a predicted model, not a curated record